AUGCAUUCCUUCACGUUGGCAGCGGCCCUCACGGCCACGGCCAGCCUGGCAAGCGCAUCCUCGGUCCUCCUCCGCGGCGGCACCAUCGUCGCCUUCGACGGGGAGACCAACGCCCUCAACGUCGUCCGCAACGGCUCGCUCCUCAUCACGGACGACCGCAUCACGUCCAUCUUCACGGCGGACCAGCCCCUGCCCCGGACGUCCAACGACACCGAGGUCAUCGACGCGACGGACAAGAUCAUCACGCCCGGCUUCGUUGACACGCACCGCCACGGCUGGCAGACGGCCUUCAAGACCAUCGCCUCCAACACGUCGCUGGCCGAGUACUUCACCCGCUACGGCGAGUUCGCCGCCGCGGGGCUGCUGAGCGCCGACGACGUCUACAUCGGCCAGCUCGCCGGCCUGUACGAGGCGCUCAACGCCGGCGUCACCACGACGCUGGAUCACGCCCACCACACCUGGUCCGACGAGACCUCCGAGGCCGGGCUGAGGGGCAGCAUCGACAGCGGCGCCCGCGUGUUCUGGUCGUACGCCUUCCACAACGUCACCAACUACACCGUGUCGGAGCAGCUCGAGAACUUUAGGGACAUCGCCACCAGGGCCGAGUUCGACGGCACUGCGACCAGCCUGGGCAUCGCCUGCGACUUCUUCGGCCCGGACCCCGUUCUCGCCGAUGUCAACGCCGUCGUCGACCUCGCCAAGGAGUUCAACGUCUCCGUGAUCACGACUCACAGCUUGCAGGGCCAGUGGGGAUACACCAACAGCCCCGAGGACCUCCACGCCAUCGGUGCCCUCAACAUCAGCAUCCCCAUCGUCUUCUCCCACGCCUCGUUCCUCACCUAUCGAGGCGCCUCCCUCCUCCGCUCCACGAACCAGUACAUCUCCAUCACGCCCGAGUCGGAGAUGCACUACGGCCACACGCACCCGCACAGCCACCUGAUCCAGGACCAGGGCUCCCUGGGCGUCGACACCCACUUCACCUUCUCCACCGACAUCCUCACGCAGGCCCGUCUGUGGCUGCAGAGCACCCGCCGCCUGCUCUACCAGCAGGUGCUCCAGCACUGGCGCGUGCCCACCAGCACGCCCAUGACCGCCGACCAGGCCUUCCUCCUCGCCACGCGCAACGGCGGCCUCGCCCUGCGCCGCCCGGACCUGGGCGUCAUCGCCGAGGGCGCCAAGGCCGACGUCGUCGUCUGGGACGGCGGCAGCCCCGCGCUGCUCGGCUGGGUCGACCCCGUGGCCGCCGUAAUCCUGCACGCCAGCGUCGGCGACGUCGAGCACGUGCUCGUCGACGGCAAGUUCGUCAAGAAGGACCGCGCGCUCGUGGCGCCCGGCUACGCGGGCGUCAGGACGCGGUUCCUGGAGAGCGCGCGCAAGAUCCAGCAGACGUGGAGGGACAUCCCGUUCCCUGUUCUGGAGGGGGUGUUCAGCGGGUCUGGCGCGCCGUACGAGGCGCCCUUGUCGGUCGAUGUCGUGACUGGUGACGAGACCGGAUAUGGUGCCAUUCAUGUGUAG
Messenger RNA from Colletotrichum higginsianum IMI 349063, 1515 nucleotides. Its product is annotated as Amidohydrolase. NCBI's taxonomy places the organism in Eukaryota, Fungi, Ascomycota, Sordariomycetes, Glomerellales, Glomerellaceae. Gene Ontology annotation, cellular component: cytosol. Gene Ontology annotation, molecular function: deaminase activity. Bases 1 to 1515 code for a protein of 504 amino acids. The record is from RefSeq and is a predicted model, not a curated record. The transcript has 2 exons.